AUGGGUUUGGAUACUCUGCCCCACGGACUACGCUCUGCCUCUGAGCCGAAAUGCUCCAUUGACUGUUUGGGGGAGAAGUGGCUGGUGCAAAAGUUUGGAGGAACCAGCGUAGGCAAAUUUCCUCUCAAUAUCGUGGAUAACGUGGUAAGGCGAGUAUUUCAUUUCUCUGCGCGGUUGAAGUUCUGCACUGACUUGCUUCAGACCGAGUUGCUUCGAGCCGCGCGAGACGCUCAGAAUGCCCAAUCGCAUCAAUACCGAGACCUCAUUGAACACGUUCGGAGCGACCAUGUCGAGUCUGCCCAGCAGCACAUACAGUCUCCAGAAAUACUCGGAAGAUUAGAAGAAGGAAUUGGAGAAGAAUGUGCGCAGAUCAUUCGAGUAUUGGAGGCUGCUCAGACACUCGGAGAGAUCAGUCCCCGGUCAGUUGACAAAGUUAUGAGCGUGGGUGAGAAACUCAGUUGCCGGUUCGUGGCCGCUUUGCUGGAGGACCACGAUAUACACUCGGAAUAUGUGGAUGUUUCCGACGUGAUCGACUUUCCAGUCAAGGGCAACCUGGACCAGACAUUCUAUGACAGCGUGGCUGCAAGGCUUGGGAGCAGGAUCCGAGCAUCUCAAGCUCAGGUUCCAGUGGUCACAGGAUUCUUCGGCAUGGUACCGGGAGGAUUGCUGGACAAAGUUGGACGUGGAUACACGGAUCUCUGUGCUGCCCUGGUGGCGGUUGGCCUACGGGCGCAUGAGUUGCAGGUGUGGAAAGAGGUUGACGGCAUCUUCACAGCGGAUCCAAGGAAAGUGCCUACUGCUCGACUUCUGCCACAGAUCAGCCCUGCAGAAGCGGCAGAGCUGACAUUCUAUGGCUCCGAAGUCAUCCAUCCCUUCACCAUGGAGCAAGUAAUUCGAGCCCGUAUACCGAUCAGGAUCAAGAACGUGAUGAACCCCAGAGGAGACGGCACCAUCAUCUUCCCUGACUCUGUCAGUGAGCUUGAAACAGAUUCACCAGGUCACGACCCCAAGCUUUUUCGAACGAGAAGUGCAAGUCUCAUGACAGACCGGAAAAGACCCAAACGGCCCACGGCAGUCACUCUCAAGCACAAGAUUCUGGUCAUGAACGUGCACUCCAACAGGCGAUCUCUGUCGCAUGGCUUCUUCGCCAAGAUCUUCUCGAUCCUGGACAAGUGGCGGCUAUCCAUUGAUCUGAUUUCGACCAGUGAGGUCCAUGUCUCCAUGGCGCUUCACUCGGAAGCUCCACUAUACAAUGGCGGCGGCGACGAUGAGUAUCAGAUCGUUAACCAAGAUCUUCGAGGGGCAAUUGAAGAGUUACGCGUCUAUGGAACUGUCGAUAUCACACCGGAGAUGGCCAUCCUCAGUCUGGUAGGCAAGCAGAUGAAGAACAUGAUGGGCGUUGCCGGAAAGAUGUUUUCUACACUAGGAGAGAACAAUGUAAAUAUCGACAUGAUAUCACAAGGAGCAAGUGAGAUCAACAUAUCGUGUGUGAUAGAAGAGAGGGAUGCGGACCGAGCCAUCAAUAUUAUCCAUACUAACCUUUUCACUUUCCUUGAGCAGUAA
Endocarpon pusillum Z07020 is the source of this 1563-nucleotide messenger RNA. RefSeq lists its product as uncharacterized. Bases 1 to 1563 code for a protein of 520 amino acids. Lineage: Eukaryota; Fungi; Ascomycota; Eurotiomycetes; Verrucariales; Verrucariaceae. Gene Ontology annotation, molecular function: aspartate kinase activity. The record is from RefSeq and is a predicted model, not a curated record. The transcript is spliced from 3 exons. Gene Ontology annotation, biological process: amino acid biosynthetic process.